Molecule: messenger RNA, 3471 nt
Organism: Cavia porcellus (domestic guinea pig)
Lineage: Eukaryota; Metazoa; Chordata; Mammalia; Rodentia; Caviidae
Gene: Msra
Product: methionine sulfoxide reductase A
Exons: 7
Coding region: 175-945 (256 amino acids)
Biological process (GO): cellular response to oxidative stress
Cellular component (GO): cytoplasm
Molecular function (GO): peptide-methionine (S)-S-oxide reductase activity
Source: RefSeq, a predicted model, not a curated record
UACCUGAGAACUUUGUCCCUCGGCUGAGCACACGCUCUCACCGACAGCUGGCGCACAGCCUUAGCCAACCCCGUUUCCGGGCGCGGCUCCCCCAGCGCCCGCCCGCUCCGGGCUAGCUUCCUCGCCCUCGCCCCCCCCCCGUCCCGCCCCGACGCCCUCGGUCGGUGCCUGCCUAUGCUUUCGGGAAUCGCGAGGGCUCGCCAGCUACUGCGCGGCCUCUUGCCCGGUUCGAGGAUGGGCGAUUCCGCCUCCACGCUCGUCAGCCCUCAGGAGGCCCUGCCCGGCCGCAAGGAGGCGAUUUCUGUAGCGGAGUCGGUGUCAAGUCACUGUCUUGAUUUUCACAAUGGAGAUCACACUUUCUCACAAGGCGGCCUGACCCAGGCUAUCUUUGCCAAACAUCAUGUCAAUGGCAACAGAACAGUUGAACCUUUCCCAGAGGGAACACAGAUGGCUGUAUUUGGAAUGGGCUGUUUUUGGGGAGCUGAAAGGAAAUUCUGGAUCUUGAAAGGUGUCUAUUCGACGCAAGUGGGAUUUGCAGGAGGCUAUACUCCCAAUCCUACUUACAAAGAAGUCUGCUCAGGAAAAACUGGCCAUGCAGAAGUCAUCAGGGUUGUGUACCAGCCAGAGCACAUCAGCUUUGAGGAACUGCUCAAGGUCUUCUGGGAGAAUCACGACCCGACCCAAGGCAUGCGCCAGGGCAACGACCACGGCACCCAGUAUCGCUCAGCCAUCUACCCCACGUGUGCGGCGCAGAUGCAGGCAGCCCUGCAGUCCAAGGAGGACUACCAGAAGGCCAGAGCUGGAGAUGCGUGUAUGCAUGCACACACGACCUACCUCGAGACAAAGCAUUCGGAAGCAAAGCCAUACUGCAGGCAGCGGGCAAGCUGCACACAUCCUCAGAACUGCCUUCUGCAGAGAGCCGACUUCUUGAAGAGAGCAGGCUAAGCCUGUCUCAAGCUUCCCAGCUAAGAAAAAGCCCAGGGGCAGCAGCAAGCUUUCUGCUUCAUGCAUCUGCCAAAAUAAGAAUAAAUAAAAGUGAUGGCUCUAUUGACCCAUGAUUGAUGGGAGAAGAACCCUGGAAGGGAGGGGAGCCUGCGUGGACAUUUCUCCCCUCAGGGACCUUGAAACCAAAGGCUUGUGUUUCUGUGUCAGUGGUCAACCCUGCACAGCGGAGUGGCUGACUUUUCUGUGAGUCCACACAAUUUGCUGAGCAACCACAGUGCCAUUUCCUUAAGAUACCCAGAGCUGCAGGUGGAGGGAGGAUAAGAAUCUGAUUCUGUCACUACAUCUGCUUGCCAACCACUGCCCACCAUUCACUGACCACUCAUAUUCUAGGCUCCAAGGUGCCGAGCAAUGACAGGGCUCCACUGGGGAAGGUCUGUUGAAUCUGUGCAGACAGCAAUAAAUAUAAAUAAGUGGACAGAUAUUUUUCCACAUCUUGUAAUGUGUUGUAGGAAAAAGUUAGGAAACUCUUUCAAAAAAUACAAAGAAAAAAGAGAAAGCAAAAGAUUUGAAGGUUACAAACAACUGUGUUGCGGAAGCAAAGUGCUGGGAAGAAAGCUGAAAUGAAUGCUAUCCUUUUCAACCGAGUCACUUUGCAGAGUAAAUGUGCAGCACUGCUGUGCAUCUCAUUACAGUUUCCCACCGUAGCUGCCAUUGCUGACUUUAGUGUUUGCUAAAAUGUCGCAGACAGUGGUUCUUUAUUUGGUCUUGUGUAUCUGUGGUUAGCAUUAGAGGUUUAAAUGCAUCCUGUGUCAUUCAUUAAGCCUUGAGUGAAAAUUUUUUUGUACUUAGAAAAGCCUGUCUUCCGGGAUGCAGAGACCAUUGCUCCGUGAAGUCCUGUUAAACCAUUAUCUGAGUUAUAAAGUUUUGCUUUGGCCUUCAUCUCCAAGUUGGUGGAUGCACAUUGUUUGCAAGAUCAAACUGCACAGCACACCCUGGCCCCACAAAUGUGAGAGCGCACAGCAAGAAGAGAUCAGUGAGAGAAUUAGAUAGAUUCUGGAGGAGUUUACUGGAGGGAAAGAAUUUUGCUUUGAUUUUUGAUCAGAUAAUUAAUACAUGUUUAUUAAGGCAGCAAGCAAGAUGGAGGUAAUAAGUGCCUUUACUAAUCAUAUUUGAUGCAUUCUAAUAUGUGUACCAUUCUAGUAUAGGAAUUAAUACCUUAAGCAACAGAAUCAUUCUGUGAAUAUGUUGUUUUAUAAUAUACCAUUUUGUUGAUCAAUGUUAUAUGAAUGUCUUUUCAUGCCAUUAUACAUUAUUUUAUUUUACAUUUUUUUUUAAUUUUUUAAAAAAUUUUAUUUAAAAGGAAAAAGAAAAAACAAAACAAAACAAAGCAGUGUAAGGGUACAAUUAAUACAGAACUACAAAAAAAAAAAACAGUAAGAAAUCACCAGUUAAUAGAUUACAAUUAUCAUCCUAGAGACAGUUGCUGAAGUCACAGUAUCAAAGCAUACAAAGUGGACAUUCAAACAGUGAGACUGCAAACAGUUGUGUUCAAUGAUCCAACCAAAAACAUUAAUGUGGGCAUCUGUUUAACACCCCUAAACACACUUGCAGUUGUACACUUUAGAGCACUUUUUUUCCCUCUCUUUUUUACAACAAAAUUUACACAUUUUGGGUUUUAUUACUCCUUAGUUCUUAUUACUUUUUUUUUUGGAAGAGAAUAAAGUCAAAUAUGGCAAAACAAAGCUGUCAGUCAAAACCAAGGAUAGACAUAGCACAUGAUGUAAAAACAGAGUACAAGGUUAUCGACAAUGGUUACCAUAAUGCCUCUUGCUUCCUUAAAAAGAAUUGUCUAUCUCAUUAGGUAUUAUAAAGUUGAACAAAACAGUAGAGAACAAGACCAAUAGAACCUAAACCUUGUAAACACUACAGGAUUUCCAAAGAAGAUAAUAGUCAAACCAGAAUGGGCAUCAUAGUGAAUCUUAUUGCCUUCAAAGUAGUUGCGUAUACCUUCAAAAUUGAUACUAUCAUACAGAACGGAACAGAGUCUAAUCAGUCAAAACAAGAUAGUGGGAGUAUUACAGGACUUCAAAUCAAGUUAAUAGGAAAUCAAAUAAGUUACUAUCAUAUAUCCUGCUAUUUUUUUUUAUUUUUCCCCUUAAUUAAAAAAUCUUAAAAAAUAACUAAAUAAUUUUUUAAUGAAUAAGGAAGAGAUUGAGAUAAAAGAGGACAUAACAUCAUAACAGUACAGGUCAAAGCAUGACAGUUUCAGCAACCUAGUGCUUCACCACCAAAUAACCCAGUUUGAUAGUAGUUACCAUAGUGUCUUUUUCCUUGAAAUAUUUGAAUAUAACUUCAUAUACUAUAGCUUCAAACAUAUCAAGUCAGUGUAAAACCAUUCAAGUGGAUGAAGCAUUGUAGGGUUUUUAGAACCAACUAACAGAAAAAUAAACAAUGGUUUCUAUAUUAUCUCUUUGCCUAUAACAAUUUCUGUUUAUACUAUCACAUAUAAUAAAAUCCAGCAAGAUA